UUGGUAGGAGCAGCAGUGUGACAGACUCCCUCCACAUUUUAUCUUAAGACGGAUAUCACUUGUUUGUCUUGCAGAGGUGUAACAAGAAUCGGAGUUUCAAAGCCUGAUUCUUGGAAAACAUGGGGAACGAAACAUCCAAGAACAAAGAGCUUACCAAGAAUGGGAGCAUUUCUGGGAAGCAUAACAAUGGAUCAAUUAAUGGCAUCUCUACAAACAUCAAAUCUAAUGGAGUGGCGACUGUUGAAACAACUGAGCCGGACUACAUGAUAGUCGAAACCGACUCUAAAUCUGCUGCAGCUCCGAUUAUUUCUGAGCUCCUGGAAACCAUCAUCCAAAAGGAAGAAGUCAAGGAAAUAAAUGAAAGUCCACCAGAUGAAAGUCUUCCUGCCCCCAAUCCACAGACAGGGACAGCUAACUUAAAGCAAGAAUCAGAAUCACUACCGGAGCCGGAGAGUGUGACUCUAGACCUGUGUCCAGUUGAAGAAACAGCUCCUGAAACUGUCAACGGAAACAUUCAACCGGUGGAAACCCAAAAGGCAAGCAAACCAGAGGAGAAUCCAGUUAUGAACUUCUUCAAAAAAAUAGUGACUCUCAAAGUAACCAAGGAAACAGCUACUCCUGAAGCCACAAAAGAGCAGUCCCAGGAGUGCCCACCAGUGACAACCACUACUGUUGCACAAGUAUCUGAGCCGCCCCCAGCACCCAAAGGGGGGAUGUCUAUCCCACCACCACCUCCUCCAGAGCCACCCAAAAUGGAAAUCAAGGCAGAACUAGCUGCUAAACCUGCCAAACCCACACUCAAAGAAGAACCAAAAGCUGCUGGAAAGUCACCCAAGGCCUCAAAAGGAUUAUCAGCCAGAGUCAAUCUGAGCAAUCUCUUCCGUCCAAAGAAAGUCAAUGAUGAACCACCAGAGCCAGAAGUAGAGGUAGAGGUACAACCAGUAGUAGAAGUACAGGAGACACCAGAGGAGACACCAGAGCCAGUUGUAGAAGUCCAGAGUGAAAUUAAUGUUCAACCCACUAAGACAGCAGAGGAGGCUGCAGAGCCAGUUGUAGAAGAGCAGAUGGAGGAAGAGGUACCACAGCCAGUGGUAGAAGCUGAGAAGGUGGAUCCCUCAAAAGCUGGCACCCUGGAGGCCGCCUUGAAACCCGAACCUCCACCGCCUGUUCAGGAAGAAAAGAAAACAGACUCAAAGCCAUCCUUCUUUUCCAUGUUCAAGUCCAAAGCCGCUGACCCCAAGAAGGCGCCCCCUUCCCCCGCUGCAGCAGCAGAGACAGUGAAAGCCAAGGAGGAGCCCAAAGCAGCAGCCAAGUCAGAGGCGGUUGUAGAAAACAAACCCGCUGCAGUGGCCCCUCCAGCUGGAGAAGAUGCAGCCCAUGCUCCCAGGAAACUGGAGAAGAGGAACUCCAUCCAUUCGUUCUUUAAAACUCUGGGUCAGAGACGUAGCUCGACAGAAGCCGGGGUCCAGACGGAGCAAGUCCCUGCAGCUGCAGCUGAGAAGGCCAAAUGAAACCAGAACCAACAGUGAAGUUUCCCUGUACAAAACCCCUCUAUCUUUGUUGCUCUUACUCAAUCUUUAUAUCUUUCAACCCUAUUGAGUUACUUUAACUACAUUUUUUUUGUCUUUGUUACUGUUUAGUUAAAAUAUGGAAAGAAAAGUGACUGAAAGGGUAGAAGCAAGUCGAUAGAAAGUCAAAGUUGAACAAGUUGUGAUUUGAAAUGCUCAAAGGCGAGGUUGUUGAGAUAUAUAUAUAUAUUUUCUGGUCAUAUACAUGUCUUGACUUAAAGUAAUGUGAGUGAGAAACGUUUUCUACAGACAUUUAAUGUGACUCACGGGGUUUGAGCAAUAGACAGGACCAGGCUUUGCUUUUAGCAAUAAGUUUGUCAAAAGAAAAACAGGUUCAAGUUUUAGAAGGGCGGGAAAAACCUUGGCAAUGCAGAGGUUAAUAUCGAACGAAUAGCAACAGAAGUACUUUUAUCUAUAUGACAUUAUAAGAACAUAUUCGUAUAACAAACUUCACUUACAUAUUAUUUUAACUUGAUGUAAACUAAAGCACAUACAUACACAUCCUAACAGUCAUGUAUUGGGCCAUAUGGGAAAAAUCACAAUCUUUACUUAUCUGCACGGAAAUUAUUGUAAACAAAAACAAAAUGGUGUCAUUGUGCAAAUGUGUCCUUGUGGUGCGCUUUGCCUCAUAUAUCACAGUGGCUUAGCUUUUUAAUUUGAUUACAGCAUGUCAUUUAAAAAGACGUCUUAUGGUGUUAGUUAUUUGUUUUUCGACAUAUGUGCAAUUAAUAUAAAGCUUUCGUUUACCUAUAUGUAUGUAUGUGUAACUUCAACUAUCUUAAAAGACAAUAAAUAUGUUCACUGUU
Notothenia coriiceps (black rockcod) is the source of this 2374-nucleotide messenger RNA. RefSeq names its product brain enriched myelin associated protein 1 (gene bcas1). The record is from RefSeq and is a predicted model, not a curated record. The coding region runs from base 120 to 1511 and encodes 463 amino acids. Lineage: Eukaryota; Metazoa; Chordata; Actinopteri; Perciformes; Nototheniidae. The transcript has 15 exons.